AUGGGCGCCGAGCUGAGCCGCCCCGCGGGCUCGGACAUCACCAACCUCAAGGAGGACGCGCGCCGCCGCGUGGGCAGCAGCAGCGCGCUCGACAGCCAGCGGCGCGCGGCUGCUGCAGCUUCAGGCGGCGGCGGCGGCUUCCCCACGUCCUCCAGCACCACGUCGCUGUCCUCCAUGGCGCACUCCAGCAGCCACAGCGGCAGCCGCAGCAGCAGCGCCAACGCCAAGUCGCGGCUGCUGGAGAGCGGCCUCUUCUCGAGCAUCCGCCGCAGCCGCAACAACAGCCGCGCCGCGCCCGGCAGCAGCGGCUCCAACCCGUCGCUGGACUCGAUGAGCACCGGAGGGGACCACGCCGUGGAGAGCCUCGACCUGCCCAUCGUCGAGUGGGAGGGCUACGUGACCAAGAGGGGCCACCUCGUGCGCAACUGGAAGAUGCGCUUCUUCACGCUCGAGGGGAACCUCGUCUCCUGUACGUGGCCGUGUGUGUGGGGAGAAGAAGAAGAAGAAGAAGGAGGAGGAGAUGAUGAUGGAGGAGAACUAACUGACCCCGACUAUGAGAACAAGGUGGACGCGCGCAACCGCAGCCACUUGAAGGGCCGCGUGAACGUGGCGUCCGUCAAGAUGGACAAGGUGGCCAAGAACGGCCACGGCUUCGACUUCUCCUUCGAGACGACGGAGGGCAAGGUCUUCUACUGCAGCGUGCCCACGCACUUUGACCAGCUCGCCUGGGUCUACUUCCUGGAGGCCGGCGUGGACUGCGUCAGUAUGCGGCAGAACAACAAACCAGUGUACAACACGUACCGCCACGGCGCGCUGCCCGAUAUGCACACGGAGAAGGCCUACGACGCGUACAGACGCAUGCUGGGCGGCGAGCCGGGCGUGGUGACGGAGCUGCUGUCUUACUUCAACAAGGACCUGGUCUUCUCGUCGUCGUACCCGAAGAACACGCCCUUCAGCGGCGACUACUUUGGCCGCGAGGGGCUGCUGCACUUCCUGGGCGCGUUCCAGAGCAACGUGGAUCUGAUCGACAUGAAGGUGGAGGACUGCGAGCUGGACGCGAGUGGGAAAAGUCUGACCAUCAAGGGCACAGAGACGCUCAAGAGCAAGCACUCGGGCGCAGUCAUCACGCAGUCGUGGUCGCACCGCGUGCGCUUCGGCCCGUACGGACGGAUUUUACGCUUGCGCAUCGAUGUGGAUCUCAAGAGCGCCACUGGCAACUGGAAGUCGUUCGGCGUGAAGAACCCGUACUCGGAGAUGUCGGACGCGUCGAUCCGGUCCAACCGCUCGCUGAGCAUUUCGAUGAAGGACUUUACGGUGUACAAUGUGAUUGGCAAGGGCGGGUUCGGUACCGUCGUGAACGCUGUGAAGAAGAGCGACGGACAGAUUUACGCCCUUAAAAUUCUCGAGAAGGGCAAGAUGACCAAGUACGACGUGGAGAGCUCGUUCACGGAGAUGCGCGUGGCCCAGAACAUCCACCACCCGUUCAUUUGCGGUCUUCGCAUCGCCUUCCAGAGCCGGACGAAGCUGUUCUUGGGUAUGAAUUACUAUGCUGGUGGCGACCUCUUUCACCACAUGAGCAAGGGCUCGAGCUGCCGGAUACCGUCGGACCGCGCGCACUUUUACACGGCCGAGCUGGUGCUGGGUAUCCAUCACUUGCACCAGCACGACAUUCUCUACCGCGAUAUCAAGCCUGAGAACGUGAUGAUUGACGCCGAGGGCCACGUCGCCCUUGUCGACUUUGGACUUGCCAAGCUGCACGUGUCGGAGUACAAGGGCGCGAAGACCAUGGCUGGUUCGCCUCAGUACACGGCUCCGGAAUUGCUGCUCCCCAAGGCAAAGCGGUCCUACGGUAAGGCGGCGGAUUGGUGGAGCCUGGGCAUUUUGCUCUACGAGAUGAGCGUCGGCAAGUCUCCCUUCUACGACAACAACAUUGAAAAGAUGUACCACAAAAUCCAGAACGACCCACUGGUGUUCCCGUCCAAACCGGUGCUUACAGACGAGCUUAAGUCAAUCCUGCGAGGCUUCCUUCAGAAAGACCCCACGAAGCGUCUCGGUUCCAACAUCAGCGACAUUCUGGAGCACCCGUUCUUCCGUGGCAUCGACUGGGACUUGUUGCUGAAGAAGCAGAUGACGCCGCCCUGGAAGCCCAAGCUUGCGUCGCCUUUGGAUGUGGAAUAUGUGGACACCGAGUUCACAGAUCUGGACGUGCACAACGAGGUGCAGUCGCCCACGGACAAGUCAGCUGCCAAGUCGAAGGGCUUCCUGUCGCUCGUGUCCAGCCGUAGCAACCGCGAGAAGGCAGCUCCUCCGGUCCAGGACCCGACCUUCAAGGACUUCACCUACUUUUGCGAAGACCCGGAUGCCUUAGUCGAAGUGACAAAUUUGGUGUCUGAGUUGCGCCCUCCGCCGCCGCCUAGUCCGCUCCUGAACGAAGAAGACUCGGACGAGUCGGACCGCCCGGCGGAGCACGACAAUUCCAUGCCCUCCGAGUGCGAGGGUACGCCCCUGUCGUCGUUUGUGGAGAACGGACACUUGAACCCGAUGCCGAUCUCACCCAAACAGUUCCACGAGGGUCUGAAGAAGCUGGAAGCCUCGAUGACAGAGCAGUUCGAGCGCGUGGAGGUAACUAUUUCCCGUGAGCGACCGCCGAUGAAGAAGCCCAGCGGAAGCUCUAGCUCUUGCAGCGAGGAACAGGAGCAGGCCCGUGUUCAUGUAGAAAAGCUGGUGAUCUCACACGGCCCCUCAAUCCCCAUGGACACCGCGGUGAAUUCAACAGGAUCGACGGCAAGCCAGAGCGUCAGUCCCGUCGCCAACUCCCGGGGUAUGUCAGGAACGAGUGUCAGUCCCGUAGCCAACUCAAACACAAACUCUCGUGGCCACUCGCCCGCAAGCCAGCCAGUUGACCAUCGGCCGAUAGUGGAGGCGGAAUUUUAG
Molecule: messenger RNA, 2934 nt
Organism: Phytophthora sojae
Lineage: Eukaryota; Oomycota; Peronosporomycetes; Peronosporales; Peronosporaceae
Exons: 3
Coding region: 1-2934 (977 amino acids)
Biological process (GO): protein phosphorylation
Molecular function (GO): ATP binding; protein serine/threonine kinase activity
Source: RefSeq, a predicted model, not a curated record